Molecule: messenger RNA, 1029 nt
Organism: Sporisorium graminicola
Lineage: Eukaryota; Fungi; Basidiomycota; Ustilaginomycetes; Ustilaginales; Ustilaginaceae
Exons: 1
Coding region: 1-1029 (342 amino acids)
Biological process (GO): endonucleolytic cleavage in ITS1 to separate SSU-rRNA from 5.8S rRNA and LSU-rRNA from tricistronic rRNA transcript (SSU-rRNA, 5.8S rRNA, LSU-rRNA); ribosomal large subunit biogenesis; ribosome biogenesis
Cellular component (GO): preribosome, large subunit precursor; nucleolus; nucleus
Molecular function (GO): protein binding
Source: RefSeq, a predicted model, not a curated record
AUGCCAGCAGCCAUCGUAUCAGACACAGCAACCUCGCUCGACGGCACAGCCCUCGCUGCCGCCUCCACCUCCAAAUACAAACCCACCACCGUCGACGAAGGUCCCUCGCCGUAUCAAUUCGACCUCGGCCUGCUCACCUCGAUCAACCCCAACCCGUUGACGUCCACCUCGUCGAGCAAGCUGCUCAGCCUUACGCGCGAUGGUGUUCAGUCGCUUGUCAACAAGAUCUUCACGCUGCCCGUCACGCGCGAUCCCGAAAACGGCCCACUCGCGAGCUUGCCGGCGUUCACAUCGAAGCUGCCACGCGAGAAGAGCAUGCCCAAGCCCAAGCCGAUGACCAAGUGGGAGAAGUUCGCCAAGCAGAAGGGCAUCCAGUCGCGCAAGAAGGACAAGAUGGUGUACGACGAGGCGACCAAGGAAUGGGUGCCGCGGUGGGGAUUCAAGGGCGCCAACAAGGAUCUGGAGGAGCAGUGGAUCCACGAACUCAAGAACAACGGAAACACCGACAUGGACCCCGCCAAGACCGCCAAGAAGGAACGUCUCGCAAAGAAGCAGAAGAACGAAAAGCAGCGGCUGGGUAACCUAGCCCGCGCCGCCGCCUCCACCGCUGCUUCUUCCACAAGUUCGAGCAACACCAAGGGUGCCCUCGGCGACGCCAAUGCUGGGAAGCUCGCACGCGCAGCAGCCCGCGAGCAGCGCAAGGCCCAACUCGAAGCCGAUGUGCUCCGCUCCCGUGCCUCCACGGCCUCCAUGGGCCGCUUCGACAAGACCCUCAAGGGCGAGUCGAAACCCAAGGGCAUCAAGCGCAAGUUUGACCCCAACGAGAAGGACGUCGCUGCGGAACGCGCGGGCAACCUGGCGCUGCUCAACAAGCUCGGCACCUCGGCCAUGCGCAAAAAGGCUCAGAACUCCGAGGGCCAGGGCGACAAGGAGCUCGUCAAUACCAGGAAGGCCGUGCAGUUUGCCACUGGAGGUCAUGGCGUGACGAGCAUGAACGGUGCCAAGAGGGGGAAGCGCGGUGGCAAGUGA